Molecule: messenger RNA, 2519 nt
Organism: Trichechus manatus latirostris (Florida manatee)
Lineage: Eukaryota; Metazoa; Chordata; Mammalia; Sirenia; Trichechidae
Gene: TMTC1
Product: transmembrane O-mannosyltransferase targeting cadherins 1
Exons: 19
Coding region: 87-2468 (793 amino acids)
Biological process (GO): protein O-linked glycosylation via mannose
Molecular function (GO): protein binding; mannosyltransferase activity
Source: RefSeq, a predicted model, not a curated record
UGUGGGCUAUCGUGAACAAUCCCGACGUGCGGCCCGACGCCCCGCUCCUCUGGGGCAUCUUCGCCAACGACUUCUGGGGCAAGGGCAUGGCCGAGAACACCAGCCAUAAGUCCUAUCGGCCGCUCUGUGUCCUCACCUUCAAGCUAAACAUAUUUUUAACUGGCAUGAACCCAUUCUACUUCCAUGCAGUAAAUAUAAUUUUACACUGUCUGGUGACUCUUGUGCUAAUGUACACGUGUGACAAAGCUGUCUUCAAGGAUCGUGGACUUGCUUUUGUUACGGCAUUGCUUUUUGCUGUGCAUCCUAUUCAUACUGAGGCGGUGGCUGGAAUUGUUGGCAGAGCUGACGUGUUAGCAUGUCUGCUGUUUCUGUUGACCUUUCUCUCCUACAGUAGGAGUUUGGAUCAGUGUUGUGUUGGGGAAUGUUUCCCUCCCACGGCUUCUCCCUUCUUCUUGCUGCUCAGUUUGGUUCUGGGGACCUGUGCAAUGCUGGUGAAGGAGACAGGCAUCACGGUGUUUGGAGUGUGCUUGGUUUAUGAUCUCUUUUCCUUAUCCCACAAGCAAGAUAAAUCGAAUCUAACAGCAAGCAGCAAUAGAAAUUUCCUGCUUACCAUGAAGCCAUUUUUAAAAAGGGCUGUUUUGGUCAUAAGUUAUGUGAUUGUAGUUUUGUACUUCCGUCUGUGGAUAAUGGGAGGAUCCAUGCCGCUCUUUUCAGAGCAAGAUAAUCCAGCUUCGUUUUCGCCUUACAUUCUUACAAGAUUCCUUACCUAUUCCUACCUCUUGGCCUUCAAUGUGUGGCUUCUGCUCGCACCCAUUACCCUGUGCUACGACUGGCAGGUCGGCAGUAUUCCUCUGGUAGAGACCAUAUGGGACACGCGGAACUUAGCCACCAUCCUUCUGGCAGUUGUGAUGGCCUUAUUAAGCCUGCAUUGCUUAGCAGCCUUCAAGAGACUGGAGCACAAGGAAGUUUUAGUGGGCUUGUUGUUCCUGGUUUUCCCGUUCAUUCCAGCCAGCAAUCUCUUCUUCAGGGUGGGUUUUGUGGUGGCCGAGAGAGUCCUUUACAUGCCUAGCAUGGGCUACUGCAUCCUUUUUGUGCAUGGAUUGAGCAAGCUCUGCACAUGGCUGAAUCGAUGUGGGGCCACCACCCUAAUUAUAUCCACUGUGCUGCUGCUGUUGCUUUUCUCUUGGAAAACUGUGAAACAGAAUGAAAUUUGGCUGUCAAGAGAGUCCCUAUUCAGGUCUGGAGUUCAAACUCUGCCCCACAACGCCAAGGUACACUACAACUAUGCCAAUUUCCUGAAGGACCAAGGUCGGAACAGGGAAGCCAUCUACCACUACAGAACAGCACUCAAGUUGUAUCCACACCAUGCAAGUGCCCUCAACAACCUUGGAACACUGACCAGAGACACCGCAGAGGCAAAGAUGUACUAUCAGAGGGCUCUCCAGCUAAAUCCACAGCAUAACCGGGCUCUUUUCAACCUCGGCAAUCUCCUUAAGUCCCAGGAGAAAAAAGAAGAAGCCAUCCUCUUACUGAAGAAUUCCAUUAAAUAUGGUCCAGAGUUUGCAGAUGCUUAUUCAAGCUUAGCUUCGUUACUGGCAGAGCAGGAAAGAUACAAGGAAGCUGAGGAGGUCUACCAGGCUGGAAUAAAGAACUGUCCAGACAGCUCAGAUUUACACAACAACUAUGGGGUUUUCUUAGUUGAUACUGGCUCUCCAGAGAAGGCAGUGGCUCAUUACCAACAGGCUAUCAAACUUAGCCCAAGUCAUCACGUGGCCAUGGUGAACCUGGGAAGACUCUACAGGUCAUUGGGAGAGAACAGUGUGGCUGAAGAAUGGUACAAACGCGCACUGCAGGUGGCACGUAAAGCUGAGAUUCUCUCACCGUUGGGAGCGCUAUAUUACAACACUAACCGUUACGAAGAGGCUUUGCAGAUUUACCGGGAAGCUGCGGCACUUCAGCCUUCUCAAAGAGAACUCCGCUUGGCACUGGCUCAGGUUUUGGCUGUGAUGGGUCAGAUGAAAGAAGCUGAAAAGAUGACCAAUCACAUUGUGUCAGAGGAGACCGGAUGCCUUGAAUGCUAUCGCCUUCUGUCAGCAAUCUACAGCAAGCAGGAACACCACCACAAGGCACUUAAUGCUAUAGACCAGGCUCUGCAGCUGAAACCAAAGGACCCUAAAGUCAUAUCUGAACUUUUUUUCACAAAAGGAAACCAACUAAGAGAGCAGAACCUUCUUGACAAAGCUUUUGAGAGCUAUAAAGCAGCCGUGGAGCUAAAUCCAGAUCAGGCGCAGGCCUGGAUGAACAUGGGGGGAAUCCAACACAUCAAGGGAAACUAUGUGUCUGCAAGAGCUUAUUAUGAGAAAGCCUUACAGCUGGUCCCAGACAGCAAAUUGCUGAAGGAAAAUCUUGCCAAAUUGGAUCGCCUAGAAAAACGAUUACAAGAAGUUCGAGAGAAGGAUCAAACAUAACAGCAUUUUGACCCAGUCUUGUGGGACAUGGCUGGUACCUCUGGAAGAGGA